Vitis riparia (riverbank grape) is the source of this 959-nucleotide messenger RNA. RefSeq lists its product as uncharacterized. The transcript is spliced from 2 exons. Bases 185 to 697 code for a protein of 170 amino acids. The record is from RefSeq and is a predicted model, not a curated record. NCBI's taxonomy places the organism in Eukaryota, Viridiplantae, Streptophyta, Magnoliopsida, Vitales, Vitaceae.
UAGUUUUUUAUUCUGUUUGUUUGCGGAGGAAACAGAGGACAAGAUAGAUUCUUCUGCGGACGAUCAUAUUUUCUUUCUUCUUCCUCCGGUUUCUCAGCGAGGGAGAAAACCUCAGAAGAUUAAUCGAUCCAGCCAUAUUCUUUGAGCUCAAACUAACGCUGAUUUUGGUUAGGUGAUAGAGGAGAUGGUGAAACCUAGUAAAGAAACAAAUCAGGAGUACGAUCAGGAGGAAGUAGAAGACGGCCGCUGUAAUCGGACACCGAAGAUGGCAGAACACCGUAAAGAAAGGAUGGAGGAAAACGCAGAAGAUGAGCACCUAGAGGGAGAGGAUAGCGCAAAAAUAGUGGAACCUUGUGUUGGAAGAAAUCAAGAAGAUGAUGGGGUUGAGGACGAGGAAGAAGACGAAGAGGAGGAGGACGACUUGAGUUAUACAGAGCCGUCGAACACAUCUUCUCUUGUUGAGCUAAACCUACUGAUUGUGGUUCUUUCGUUGUUUUCUGCAUCCACUGAAGAAAGCUUGAAUGGUGAAGAGAGAACCAAGGUUAGAAGCCCCAAAAACCAUGAAGAAAAGGUGGCCGCAUCAAGAUUACAACCUCGAAGAAGGGAAAUGAACGAAUUCAAAGUUGUGGGACGACAAACACCACGUAUGCGGUUUCAGACAACGAUCAAGGAUUCCCGGCAUUGCAGAAGGAUGUGAAGAACGUGGUAAAUACACGAAUGACCAUGGAAAGAAGGCAGGCCAUGGGUGUUGCUAAAAAUUCUAGGAUGCCUAGUAUGUAUUCUUAUACUAUUUUCGGGAAUUUUUGUUAGUAUUACCAUAUCACCUACAAUCGAAAGAAAGAAAGAAAGAAAAGUACAGUGUUAAUUUGUAUCGCUUGAUCUAUAAACCUUACUCGGAUACAAUUCUCUUGUAACACAUCUGGAGAUGAAAAGAAUCACCAAAGAAUUAUUAUGCUCAA